Molecule: messenger RNA, 1202 nt
Organism: Astyanax mexicanus (Mexican tetra)
Lineage: Eukaryota; Metazoa; Chordata; Actinopteri; Characiformes; Acestrorhamphidae
Gene: brk1
Product: BRICK1 subunit of SCAR/WAVE actin nucleating complex
Exons: 3
Coding region: 47-274 (75 amino acids)
Biological process (GO): regulation of actin polymerization or depolymerization; actin filament organization; cell motility
Cellular component (GO): SCAR complex
Molecular function (GO): protein-containing complex binding
Source: RefSeq, a predicted model, not a curated record
CGCUGCGGAGCCACUAAAACAAACGCAGCGGCUUCAGUAGAUCAACAUGGCCGGACAGGAGGAUCCAGUGCAGAGAGAAAUCCACCAGGACUGGGCAAAUCGCGAGUAUAUCGAAGUGAUUACCAGCAGCAUCAAGAAAAUAGCCGAUUUCCUCAAUUCCUUCGAUAUGUCGUGCAGGUCCCGCCUAGCCACCCUGAAUGAGAAGCUGACUGCCCUGGAGAGGAGGAUUGAGUACAUUGAAGCCAGAGUUACGAAAGGGGAAACACUGACCUAAAUGUCUCAACGCAGAGGACGAGAAAAAUGGCCACUCUCCGUUUUUUCCUCCUUUUCCAUUCAAGUUCAACAACUCAACCAACUGUCACUUGACAGACUGUUUUAGACCAGCCUCUUAAAGCCCAAAUUAGGAACUGCUGCAGCAGCACCAUCACUGGACUGAUUCUGAGUUCUGUUUCUGAAAAAGAGAACGUGGAAAACAUGCACAUUUUACGUUUUAAGAGGGCAUUCUUUAAAAGUCUCUUGUUUUGAGCAGCUGCUGCAGUUCCUAAUUGGGGCUUUAACGUGCGGGACCAUUGUGAUGACGUCUAUGAGCAUUUUAAAUGUGUUCCACACUUUCUGCCUCAGUAUGAACAAUGUUGUUUUAUUUUGGAUCCUUGGUUUGGGUCAGUUGACUUGUUACAUACGAUUGAUUGGUCCCCUUUUUAACUUUGCUCUCAAGCUUGAACAGCUGUUCUAAACAUGCAAACUUAGACACUAAACCUUUUAGAAAUAUUGAGCGUUCAGUAAAGUAAUCAGUAAAUAAAACAUGGACAGAAGAAUAGCCUGGAUGCCUUCCAGAUCAUAACGGUUCCAUUUUAUUUUUAACCGAACAAAAAAAAAAGAUAAUUGUGAGAAUUGUUUAUUUUUUUGCCCCUAAUGUGUUUAACUAGUUUCUUUAUAUAUUUUGUAAUUGUUUAAAAUGCAAAAUAAGCCUGCAUAUGCAGAAACGUGGCUACCCUUGUCUCUCAUGCAAUAGAACGAACAUCUUAGCAGCUUUACAAAGCACAUAAUAGCGUGUGUUGGGUGGGGGAGUUUCUAAAGUGCCAAUCAGACCAUGUUGAAGAGGCGGAUGCAUCUGCAGCAGUGCGGUUUUGUGUUUUAUUUAAUGCUCAUACAUUGAUGUUUUGUGGUUUAAACAAGGAAAUAAAAAAAUCAAGUAACUGUCA